AUGUCAACUCCAGCUUCGUCCUUCCAGCACGGCUCCUCUACGUCAGGUCAACAGUUUCUAUGGCGACCUGUAGACUACUCGUACUGGAGCGGGUCUGCGCAAGGCGGUCGGCAGGGCUUCGUGCUCGCUCAGCGGUACCCAGAUGCCUACGACAGUAUUGCCGCAGCAGCACCGGCGCUCAACUGGGCGCAGUUUAUUCCUGCGGCUUCUUGGGCACAAGUCACGCUAUCCAUUACCGGUCAGUACCCACCGAAGUGCGAAAUCGACGCGCUGACCGCUGCUACGAUUGCAGCCUGCGACCCCUUGGACGGAGUCACUGACGACAACUUCAGUGACACGUCAAGGUGCUCUUUCGAUCCGUUGAUUUCCAUUUUAUGUCGCACAAAUGGGACUUGCACUGGCCUGCCCAUAGGACUCGGUGAGGCGUGGUUCAGACUGUUUGUGAAGAAAGAUCUGGAUUGGAAUCGCACCAAGAUCGCGAGCGUCAAUGAGUACGCCAGGUCGUUCCAUGAUGGUGUGCAAGAAGAUGCUGGCGGGAAGAUAUUGACGUAUCAUGGACUGGCCGAUGGGCUUAUUUCCACCACAGACACCGAAGACUACUACAACCGCGUCAACAUCACGACCUCAGGUAUCAACGAGUUCUUCCACUACUUCGAGGUACCAGGCCUAGCGCACUGUUCCGGCGGUCAUGUUGGUCAGCCAACAUUGACGCUCCAAGCGCUGGUCGAUUGGGUAGAAUGUAAUAUUGCGCCCGAGAUGCUGUACAUCGAUUUCAAUGAUUCAAAUGGCACUCAGCGUGGACGUAUAUCGUGUCCGUACCCAGAGAAAGCGGGAUUGAAAGAGAAAGGGCUGGAUGUGACGAAGCGGGAGUCGUGGGUAUGUGCGCUCAAGUGA
Didymella exigua CBS 183.55 is the source of this 894-nucleotide messenger RNA. Its product is annotated as tannase-domain-containing protein. The coding region runs from base 1 to 894 and encodes 297 amino acids. The record is from RefSeq and is a predicted model, not a curated record. NCBI's taxonomy places the organism in Eukaryota, Fungi, Ascomycota, Dothideomycetes, Pleosporales, Didymellaceae. The transcript is spliced from 4 exons.